GGAAGUGCUUCAGUCUCCACACAGACAGUCCGACAGUGAGACAGAUAAACAGACAGGUGGGAUGUGUGUCAAACAGACAGGUGGGAUGUGUGUGAUCAGGUGUGUGUGUGAGCUGCUGUGUGUGAGUGUGUGUAUGUGUCUGAACUUGUUGGAUGAAGCUGUGAUGUUCAGCGGAACGACAGGAAGUCUAUUUGGAUUCUCUGUUGACUUUCACACCUUCAACAACACGUCCUUUGUUGUCAUUGGAGCUCCCAAAGCCAACACCAGCCAAUCAGGAGUGACGGAGGGAGGGGGUGUGUUCCUCUGUCCCUGGUCACCUGGCGGCGGGUCCUGUGACAUCAUCAACUUUGACCUGGAAGGUGAUGAGGACUACAACAGCGCUGGUCUGUUCUUUCACACCUUUAAGAGUCAGCAGUGGUUUGGAGCUUCAGUUCGAUCAGUCAGCAACACACACUUACUGGCGUGUGCUCCGCUCUUUCAUUGGAACGUUCAGAAGCAAGGGGCGGAAUCAGGGAAAACACCUGUGGGGAACUGCCUCCUAUUGGACCAGACGACAGGAAGCUCCACCUCCUUCUCCCCCUGCAGAGGAAUCAUGAUGGAGGACAACUACAAACACAUGCAAAGCAGAAACGACCAGCGCUACUGUGAGGUUGGCUUCAGCGCUGACAUCACGAAGGAUGGACGGCUGGUGCUGGGAGCUCCAGGAAGCUUUUAUUUCCAGGGUCAGGUCAUCACAGUGGGUGUGAGUGACAUCAUCAACAGUAGGCAGAGCAACAAUCCUAUCCAUUAUGUAACUGGCAUCACCCAGUCAGAAGAGAAGGGAGAUUAUGACCUUUACCGCGGGUACUCGGUGGCCAGUGGUCUGCUUACUGGAGACUCCACACCAGAUUAUCUGGUCGGUGUUCCGAAUGACCGAAGCACCGCAGGAACAGUGAAGAUCUAUGAUGGCAGGAGCAGUGGAUCACUAAGAGUUUACUACAGCUUCCAGGGAGCUCAGGUGGCGUCGUACUUUGGACAUAGUGUCGCUGUAGCAGACAUCAACAGUGACGGUUUAGAUGACGUGUUGAUCGGAGCUCCUCUCUUCAUGGACAGGGUGAAGGACCAGCUGCAGGAGAGAGGACAGGUGGUUUUGUACCUGCAGAGAAGACACACCUCCUUCUCCUCCCAACCUGACCAGUCACUGAUUGGCUUCUCUCCGUACGGGCGGUUUGGCUCCGCCCUCGCUGUGCUGGGCGAUCUGGACAUGGAUAGUUACCACGAUGUUGCCAUUGGGGCUCCCUGGUCAGGUGACAGUGGGCAGGGCCAGGUAUUUAUUUACAUGGGCAACAGUAACGGUUUGUCAGCUACGCCCUCCCAGGUGAUUGACAGCCCAUUGCCUAGGAGCAGGACGGCAUUUGGCUUUACUCUGAGGGGUGGGGUUGAUGUUGAUGGGAACGGAUACCCAGACCUGCUGGUUGGAGCGUGGGCUGCAGACCAAGCUUUUGUCUACAGAUCCCGAGCAGUGAUCCGGUCCAGAGUUUCUCUCUCUCUGCUGCCGGACUUCCUGAAUCCAGAUGUCAACCUGUGCCAUCGAGAAAACACACCUGUGUCCUGUUUUGUCAUCCAGAUGUGUGUCUACGUGUCUGGUCACAGAAUUCCUCAGGAGACAGCACUGGGGGUGGAGCUACAGCUGGACAGGAUGAAGCAGCCAAUAGCAAGACGGACUCUGUUGCUGUUGACCAAUCAGCCGCAGGAUAUGAUGAAGCUGAUAGUUCAGAGGGAGGUGGGCGUGGCCUGCAUUAAUCAGACUGCCUACCUGAGGCCUGCAGAGGAGGUUCGGGAUAAGUUGAGUCCGAUCUUCAUCACUGUCGAUAUCAGCCUCCUCAACCGUACCCAGCGUGCUUUGCUGCAUGGACAGACACACGCUGCUGCACAGACCAGGAUCAUUCUGGACUGUGGAGACGACAACAUCUGUGUUCCCGACCUGAAGCUGAGCGCUGAGCCUGUGUCGGACAGUGUGUUGGUCGGUGAGGAUCAGACGGUGUUGUUGUCGGUGUCGGCAGAGAAUAAGGGUGAAGGAGCGUACGAGGCCGAGCUGGUGGUCCGAAUCCCCGAACACACACACUUCCAGAGCAGCCAGGGUGUUAACAGACUGGUGUGUGUUCAGAGGAAGGAGAAUCAGACAGUCAUUGUGACCUGUGACCUCGGCAACCCCAUGAGACAAGGACACACACUGCAGACAGGUCUUCUGUUCAGUGUCGGCCAUCUGGAGGAGGUGGAGAGUCACAUCACCUUCAACCUCAGAAUCAGGAGUAAGAACACAGUGAAUCCAAACAGUAACGAGGUCACAGUUGAAGUUCAGGUGAAAGCUGAGGCGACGCUGGAGAUCAGAGGGGGUUCCUCCCCUCCAGAAGUUGUCCUGCCCCUCUCUGACUGGCAGCCUGCAAUGCAUCCUGGGAGUUUAGAGGAAGUGGGUCCACUGGUGGAACAUGUUUAUGAGUUGAGGAACCGGGGUCCUACUGCGAUCAACGCCCGGCUGAUGGUGGACUUCCCCUCCACCUGGCGACAUCACUUCCUGCUCUACGUCUUCUCCAACGCCUUCGAAGAAUCACUGAGCUGCCAAACCCUGAACGCAUCGCAGAUAGACCCGUUCAAGCUGGCUGGUAACUCCUCCAGUGUUUCUGUAGUUUCUCAGUUGAUCCAGCAGGAGGAGACAAACUCACACAGUCAAACUGUUCAUGUGAACUGCAGCAGCAGUGAGACGGGGUGUGUCAGGUUCGUGUGUGAUGUCACGGCAUUGGGGCGGGGCUUCAGUGCUGUCGUACGAAUCUCGGCCCGACUGUGGACGCACACACUUACAGAGACUCCCUACCUGAACUAUGAGCUUGUGUCCUCCGCCUCCUAUGAUGUCAUCAACGCAUCUUCAAAGGUCCAGCCGCUGCUGCUGCCGAGUGGACAGACACAGACUCAGCUCAGUGUGCUGUGGCGUCCUGAGGGAGAGAAGGACAUUCCUAUUGGCCACAUCAUCCUGUCAAUCAUCUCUGGACUCCUCCUCCUGGGCGUGCUCUGCUUCAUUUUCUGGAAGCUGGGUUUCUUUCAGCGUACUCGCCCCCCCACUGAUGAUGAUGAUGAUCAUGAAGAGCAGCAGCUGGCUGAGGAGAGUCACGUGACUGAAUAACACACACCCACACACACACGCUGUAACACACACACACACACACUGUAACACACACACACACACACUGUAACACACACACACACACGCUGUAACACA
Molecule: messenger RNA, 3253 nt
Organism: Siniperca chuatsi (mandarin fish)
Lineage: Eukaryota; Metazoa; Chordata; Actinopteri; Centrarchiformes; Sinipercidae
Gene: itga2b
Product: integrin, alpha 2b
Exons: 31
Coding region: 62-3157 (1031 amino acids)
Biological process (GO): cell-matrix adhesion; cell-cell adhesion; integrin-mediated signaling pathway
Cellular component (GO): external side of plasma membrane; integrin complex
Molecular function (GO): integrin binding
Source: RefSeq, a predicted model, not a curated record